Messenger RNA from Phycomyces blakesleeanus NRRL 1555(-), 594 nucleotides. RefSeq lists its product as hypothetical. Bases 14 to 319 code for a protein of 101 amino acids. The record is from RefSeq and is a predicted model, not a curated record. Lineage: Eukaryota; Fungi; Mucoromycota; Mucoromycetes; Mucorales; Phycomycetaceae. Gene Ontology annotation, biological process: mitochondrial respiratory chain complex I assembly. The transcript has 3 exons.
GUUUAAUAGCACAAUGGCUUCUGGAUUCGGUUAUGAUGGCAGCCGUGGACGUUGCUUCCAGUUCUGGCAGGAAUUCAACAAAUGCUAUGCCAAUGCUGAUUUCCCCCAACAGUGUAUUUCCCAGCGCGACGAUUACCUCGAAUGUCUUCAUCACACCAAGGAGUUUGCUCGUGCAACUCGCAUCAAGACUGAGGAAUUGAAGCAAGCUGAGAAGCGCUUGCAGGCCAAGAAGGCCAGCAGUGCCGCUGCAGACUCAAACUUGCCCCGAUUGAACAUUAUCAAUGAUAAUGUACAGAAACCCGUAGAGGCAAAGGCAUAAACAAGCUCCUUUCACUUUAAAUAAAUCCAACCUGUUCAGUAACCACAACGAGUAUUUUGAUUACAAUACCAAAAAAAAAUGGAUUGUAUUUGUUUUUAUAUGGGAAUAUAUUUAUAUCGACACAUCUAUAGUACAAAAAUGAUAAGCGAACAUAGUCAUAUUCUUAUAUUUAAUAUAUAUAUAUAUAUAUAUAUAUAUAUAUAUAUAUAUAUGAUGUGUAGCAUAAAUCAUAGAGUGCUUUCGUUUUGGCCGUUGGUUUUUCUUUUCACCACUUU